GCUCUCUCUGAUGCUGGGGAAAGGGCUCCUCUUGAACAGCAACACAGUGAGGAGGAGUGGGGGUCCAGUCUAAUGCAGGAGACAGAGCUCACUGCCGCAGAAGGGAAAGAGACACUCAGGGAGCAGCACACAGUGAGCAGACGGAUUGUCGAGGAUCUGUACUCUGUGCCCAUGAUGAACACAGAACCUGAGAGUGAGACACCUGGGCUCUUAGUAUGUGAUGAUUUUACAGAAAAGAGAAAUAAUCUGGACACAAACAAUAUUACACAAGGUUGUAAUGAACUGGGCUGUGUCUCUGUACAAGAGCACAGUGAAGAACUGGAUGUUUUAAAUCUUACAGAGCAGGACAUGGAGCCCAAGUUGAUUGAUGCUGCAGAGCAGCAGACUGAUGUACUUGGUGAAGAGAACACUACUGAUUCACAGCACACAGAGAAGAGUCAGAACAGGGAGGAGCAACAGCAGCUCUUACAGCGCAUGAUGAUAAUUAGGCCUUGUUCUGUUCAAGUGGAGAGACUGUCAUUGCAGAGUCUAAAACAAUCAUAUGAUCCCUUGGUAUCUGAUCACUUUACACCCAGGUUUAAUAAUCUGAUUACUGAGAACAUUGUUGAAAGUUUUAAUGAGCUGGAGAGUAUGUUUGUUCUUGGGCAAAGAGAGGAAGAACUGAAUGAACUUGACAGUUUUAGUCUCAAAGAGCUGGAGAAGGAGCCCCAGAUGAUUCACACUGCUGAACAGCACACUGAAGGACACGGUGGAGAAAACAAAUCUCAGUUUCAGCACACAGAGCAAGACCAUUCCAUGGAGCAUUUGCAGAAUAAGAGACCCCAGCAUGAUCAGAGAAUGAGGAAGAGUCACUCAAGGCCUUGCUCAGAUGGAGUGGACAAACUGCAAUUAUGGCACAGGGAGGAGCAGCGUUUCUGUGAGUCUAGCAUUUCACAACCCUACCAGCACCUUCACACAGGAGAGAGACCUUUCAGCUGUAGUCAUUGUGGGAAGAGUUUUAGUUGGUCAGGUGACUUAAAAACCCACCAGCGCAUUCACACAGGAGAGAGACCAUUCAGCUGCAGUCAGUGUGGGAAGAGUUUUAUUCGGUCAGGUGACUUAAAAACCCACCAGCGCAUUCACACAGGAGAGAGACCAUUCAGCUGCAGUCAGUGUGGGAAGAGUUUUAGUCGGUCAAGUAACUUAAUAACCCACCAGCACAUUCACACAGGAGAGAGACCGUUCAGCUGCAGUCAGUGUAGGAAGAGUUUUAGUCAAUCGCUUGUCUUAAAAAGGCACCAGUGCAUUAACACAGGAGAGAGACCAUUCAGCUGCAGUUAGUGUGGGAAGAGUUUUUUCCAGUCAGGUGACUUAAAAACCCCAAUCUAGUCAACAGGUCAGUCACCAGUCAAGUCAACUAAAAUGUCUUUUAGUUCAAGUAGGUAGAUGCGUCAGCAUGUGACAUCCGAAGAAGGCUCCACAGCCGAAACAUUUAUUUUCUUCUCUUUUCAGCAUGAAACAAACCUUUACUUGUUCCCAAAAUGUCUAUUAGUGAUGUCUAUUAGUCACUUUGUAGUCAGACACUUUUGAGUUCGUCUGGUCAAUUAA
Lepisosteus oculatus (spotted gar) is the source of this 1587-nucleotide messenger RNA. The record is from RefSeq and is a predicted model, not a curated record. NCBI's taxonomy places the organism in Eukaryota, Metazoa, Chordata, Actinopteri, Semionotiformes, Lepisosteidae.